AUGAGGGGCCGACCAGAGGAAGUCUUUACUGCGCCCAACUCAACUUACGAACAUGUCCUCAUGGCUGAAAAUCAGAUAAUUCCGAAGCCCAGCAACUGGAAGCUCCCUCGACAAGUCGACAAAGAUAUGGGAGUGUUCUGCCGAUACCACCAGUACAAUGGCCAUGAUGCCGAAUCAUGCAUCGCCCUCCGAAAAAUUAUUGAAAAACUAAUCAGCGAAGGCAAGCUAGACCAGUAUCCGGCCCCUGAACAUCCGAGCAAUCGGCAGAUCAACAUGAUCUGUCAAAAAUUACGUACGUGCCGUUCAGCAUUCUCAAGUCCUCAGUAUCACUGA
Molecule: messenger RNA, 333 nt
Organism: Prunus armeniaca (apricot)
Lineage: Eukaryota; Viridiplantae; Streptophyta; Magnoliopsida; Rosales; Rosaceae
Source: the annotation of a GenBank genome assembly